UCAUUUGGAAGAAAAAUGCCUGAGUUAUUGGCUUUUUAUCGGAUCUAGAUCAAUAUUCAUGGACUGAUGCGGCCAUGGCAAGUCUCGGUGCCAGCUUUAUCGAUACACGCCGGCGACAUCUGAAGGAUAUAAAGUGAAAGAUAUAUUAUAACUAAGUUGAUCUGAUCUCGGCAGACUCCAUCUGUGCGCAUGCGAGAUAACAGUUCUGCGCUCUGGAUAUGCUGAUGUCAACUGAUAUAGGCUGAGUAUCUGUUCAAGAUAAUGUGAUUUUGUCUUUCCAUAGACAUUUUUCUGUGACACUAUCAUCGGCAAGUCUAAAACGGGGACUAAUUUGUACCAUUUGGUUUGUAACGUGUUUUUAAACGGCACAUUUGAUGGUUAAUGAACGGAUAUCUUCAUCUACAAUCAGCUGACCACCUCUGAAUUCACUGCAUUAGAAGAGAUAUCCUGGAGUUUCCCUUCAUUUGCUUAAACAAAAGCAGACUCGGACCCCAGAUAUUUACUCUUGUGUUAAAGGAGCCUAUAAGGAUCGUGGUUAAAGAGUAACGGCAUCUUGGAGAUGUCAGGCCGGCCUAGGACCACCUCAUUUGCGGAGAGCUGCAAGCCAGUGCCGCAGCCUUCAGCCUUUGGCAACAUGAAAGUCAGCAGAGAUAAAGAUGGCAGUAAAGUUACAACAGUGGCCGUGACCCCCGGUCAGGGACCCGACCGACCUCAGGAGGUCAGCUACACGGACACAAAGGUCAUCGGGAACGGCUCGUUUGGGGUCGUAUAUCAAGCGAAGCUGUGCAACACUGGUGAGCUGGUGGCCAUAAAGAAGGUGCUGCAGGAUAAAAGGUUUAAGAAUCGUGAGUUACAGAUCAUGAGGAAGUUGGAUCACUGUAACAUUGUCCGUCUGCGCUACUUCUUCUACUCCAGCGGAGACAAAAAGGAUGAGGUGUAUCUGAAUUUGGUGAUGGACUAUGUGCCUGAGAACGUGUACCGAGUGUCCAGACACUACAGCAGAGCCAAGCAGAAUCUGCCUAUGGUCUAUGUGAAGCUAUAUAUGUACCAGCUGUUCCGCAGCUUGGCGUACAUCCACUCGUAUGGGAUCUGCCAUCGAGAUAUCAAGCCACAGAACCUCCUGCUCGACCCAGAGACAGCUGUACUCAAACUCUGUGACUUUGGAAGUGCUAAGCAGCUGGCGCGUGGUGAGGCUAAUGUUUCCUACAUCUGCUCGCGCUACUACAGAGCCCCUGAGCUCAUUUUCGGAGCCACGGACUACACUUCCAGCAUAGACAUUUGGUCGGCUGGCUGUGUACUGGCCGAGCUGCUGCUUGGACAGCCGAUUUUUCCUGGUGACAGUGGCGUAGAUCAGCUUGUUGAAAUCAUCAAGGUAAGCGUGUGUGUGUGUGUGUGCGUUUUCAUAAAUAAUCUUAACAUUUUGAUUGCUUCAACUCUUGUUAAUGCUGACGUGUCUCAUAAUGCACUUUUCUAGAGUUUGAGCAUUGUGAAAUGCAGUUAUAGUUUCUUUUUUUCUGUGGAGCUCUCCUAGUUUACAGCCGAAUCCUCAGAGCAAUUAAAAAAAAAAAAAAAGUCUUACUUCCUAUAAGUUAAGCCUUGUUCAGACCAAGAAUAUAUAUA
Molecule: messenger RNA, 1620 nt
Organism: Sinocyclocheilus rhinocerous
Lineage: Eukaryota; Metazoa; Chordata; Actinopteri; Cypriniformes; Cyprinidae
Product: glycogen synthase kinase-3 beta-like
Exons: 7
Coding region: 560-1474 (304 amino acids)
Biological process (GO): peptidyl-threonine phosphorylation; cell differentiation; regulation of microtubule cytoskeleton organization
Cellular component (GO): beta-catenin destruction complex; cytosol; glutamatergic synapse
Molecular function (GO): tau-protein kinase activity; beta-catenin binding; ATP binding
Source: RefSeq, a predicted model, not a curated record